GCCUUUUAGAAGGAAUGUAUGUAACUUUCACGGUUCACGUUUGCGUUUGCUUGAAAAUCCAAACAAGACAGCACAACAGCUUUCUGCUUAUUUGUUUGUUAUCAGCUGAGCUGAUGUGAACAUUCUUCUCAGCAAAAAUGUGAAAAUAUAUCGUGAAUUCGUGACAAGGCUAUUGGCUCUGUCACUGAGUUUAAGAAACCCAAUUUUAUUGUCUUGUCAACUGUUUAUUUUAGCCAACUUUGUUAAAAUUUCAUGAAAAUGAAAUGUUUUCAAGAGCAAAUGAUGCUGCCAGUCUAUCAGAGAGUAAUAAUAGUUCAGUGGACUGGGAAUGUGACGCAGAGUCACGCAGUUGGUCUAGUUCAGCAAGCUGGUCAGAUGAUGUUGAAGGAGAAGCUACUGGACGUUUAUGGCAACAACUGGACGACAUUGAUAGUGUCUUGUAUGGCGAGGCCUCACCCAAAAUUUUGCCUCUUACCCUGCGGCAAGAGGUGGCACAAUGGCGAGCGACCUUCCCUCAUCUCCGAAUUUGUGGAACAAAACCACCUAUGGGGCCACCACCUACCGAAAAAGAGGAGGGGCAAGAAGAAGUUUAUGCCUCUCAUGGGGAGUACUCAGAAGAGUGUGAUGAAAGGUAUAACUCUGACCAGAAGGAACUACAAGAACAAUUAAAAAGUCAGGUGAUGCAAAAAUUAUUCUUGAAAGUACAACCUGAGAUAAUUGCUGGUCUUCAAGCAAAAUCUAUUAAGGAUAGUGUCCCGUCUGUCAGUUCUGUUCGAGAACCACUUUUAACUCAUCGCCAGUCUGCACGCAAGGAUAGUAUUCGGAAACAGACAGCUACUCAUGAAUCUAAUUUAGGAAGCAUUUUAAGAGUAUCACCAUUGCCUAGGCGAGUCACUGUGUCUAGAGGUAAUAUUCAAUCAUCAAGAUCCAGUGUUGUUUUACCACCUAUUGAACCUAUGAAAGGAUCCUCGGCAGCUCCCCUGACAGUGCUUGGUCGUCAGACUCGUCUUGUUCAACCCAAGAGCAAGAUCACUCGUUAGAAAAGUUCACAAGGAUCGAUAGCCAUAUUUUGCAUUCUCUAAGAUGGGAUGCUGUGAUCUAGUCUCCAUUUAAUAUUGCUUUAAAAUUUUUUCUAGAUUUAAUCCAAUUGUGUGAUGAGGUAAAAGCAUUAAACAUUUGUAAAAUUCAAAA
Frankliniella occidentalis (western flower thrips) is the source of this 1191-nucleotide messenger RNA. RefSeq lists its product as uncharacterized. Bases 264 to 1040 code for a protein of 258 amino acids. NCBI's taxonomy places the organism in Eukaryota, Metazoa, Arthropoda, Insecta, Thysanoptera, Thripidae. The record is from RefSeq and is a predicted model, not a curated record. The transcript is spliced from 2 exons.